Molecule: messenger RNA, 1231 nt
Organism: Talpa occidentalis (Iberian mole)
Lineage: Eukaryota; Metazoa; Chordata; Mammalia; Eulipotyphla; Talpidae
Gene: FBXO2
Product: F-box protein 2
Exons: 6
Coding region: 72-962 (296 amino acids)
Biological process (GO): glycoprotein catabolic process; SCF-dependent proteasomal ubiquitin-dependent protein catabolic process
Cellular component (GO): cytoplasm; SCF ubiquitin ligase complex
Molecular function (GO): ubiquitin protein ligase activity; protein binding
Source: RefSeq, a predicted model, not a curated record
GCCGCGCCUGGACUCGCCGCCGGACGGGCCGCGCUCCUGCUCCUCCGCCUCCCGCGACCGCCUCUGCAGCGAUGGACGGAGACGGCGACCCAGAGAGCGUGGGCCAGCCGGAGGAGGCGAGCCCGGAGGAGCAGCCGGAGGGGGCGUGCGCGGAGCCGGCCGACGCCGAGGAGCAGGGGCCGGAGGAGCAGGAGGGCGAGGGGCCGGCGCAGCUGGACGAGCUGCCCGAGCCGCUGCUGCUGCGCGUGCUGGCCGAGCUGCCGGCCGCCGAGCUGGUGCGCGCCUGCCGCCUGGUGUGCCUGCGCUGGAAGGAGCUGGUGGACGGCGCCCCGCUGUGGCUGCUCAAGUGCCAGCAGGAGGGGCUGGUGCCCGGGGGCGGCGCGGAGGACGAGCGCGACCACUGGCAGCAGUUCUACUUCCUGAGCAAGCGGCGGCGCAACCUGCUGCGCAACCCGUGCGGGGAAGAGGACUUGGAGGGCUGGUGUGAUGUGGAGCACGGGGGCGACGGCUGGCGGGUGGAGGAGCUGCCUGGAGACUGCGGGGUGGAAUUCGUCCACGACGAGACUGUCAAGAAGUGCUUUGCCUCCUCCUUUGAGUGGUGUCGCAAAGCGCAGGUCAUUGAUCUGCAGGCCGAGGGCUACUGGGAGGAGCUGCUGGACACCACCCAGCCGGCCAUCGUGGUGAAGGACUGGUAUUCGGGUCGCAGCGACGCGGGCUGCCUGUAUGAGCUCACGGUGAAGCUGCUGUCCGAGCACGAGGACGUGCUGGCCGAGUUCAACAGCGGGCAGGUGGCCGUGCCGCAGGACGACGACGCGGGCUGGGUGGAGAUCUCCCACACCUUCACCGACUAUGGGCCCGGCGUCCGCUUCAUUCGCUUCGAGCAUGCGGGACAGGACUCGGUCUACUGGAAGGGCUGGUUCGGGGCCCGGGUGACCAACUGCAGCGUGUGGGUGGAGCCCUGAAUGGCCCCACCUCCAGCUUCCCCGCCGCCCGCCCUCGAGGCGGGUACACUGGCCUUAGCGGUAGCAGCCUCACCUGCCCCACCCCACGCGCCCCUCUCCUCUCCAGGCCCAGUCCUCGCGCCGGGGGUUUGCUGGCAUAUGUUUGCGCCUAGGACAUGAGAUGGGAGAAGGCAUGGGCUUGGCCUGGGCCCACCACAGAAAUCCCUGCACCUCGUACUGCGCCUGCCACAAAGUGGGCGCUCAAUAAAUAUUAUUUGCCCGAGGAAGGA